This is a messenger RNA of Toxotes jaculatrix (banded archerfish), 2572 nucleotides long. RefSeq names its product GABA(A) receptor-associated protein like 2 (gene gabarapl2). The transcript has 4 exons. NCBI's taxonomy places the organism in Eukaryota, Metazoa, Chordata, Actinopteri, Toxotidae. Gene Ontology annotation, cellular component: autophagosome; cytosol; autophagosome membrane. Gene Ontology annotation, biological process: macroautophagy; autophagy of mitochondrion; autophagosome assembly. The record is from RefSeq and is a predicted model, not a curated record. Bases 72 to 449 code for a protein of 125 amino acids. Gene Ontology annotation, molecular function: ubiquitin protein ligase binding.
ACAUCAGCCGCAGACUCAGACGCCCGCUUCUCCACUCGACCGUCACACCUCAGUGCGGGGAUCCAGCAAAGAUGAAAUGGAUGUUUAAGGAGGAUCAUUCCCUCGAGCACCGAUGUGUGGAGUCAGCCAAAAUACGCAACAAAUACCCUGACAGAGUACCGGUGAUAGUGGAGAAGGUCUCCGGCUCUCAGAUCGUGGACAUUGAUAAGAGGAAGUACCUGGUUCCCUCUGACAUCACGGUGGCCCAGUUCAUGUGGAUCAUCAGGAAACGCAUCCAGCUGCCUUCAGAAAAAGCCAUCUUCCUCUUUGUUGACAAAACCGUCCCCCAGUCCAGUCUGACCAUGGGCCAGCUCUACGACAAGGAGAAGGACGAGGACGGCUUUCUGUACGUGGCCUACAGCGGCGAAAACACCUUUGGUUACAAGGCCUUUUACACAACAAGUGAUUAAUGCUUAAUUGAACACACACACACACGUACUUAUAUCUUUGUGAGGACACUCAUUGGCAUAAUACACUCCCUGGCCCCGACUCUAACCUUAACUAUCCAAACUGAAUGUCUAACCCUAAAACCAAGUCCCCCUCAAACAGCCCUUUAAAGUUAUGAGGACGACCAAAAUGUCCUCAUGACAUAAGGUCUGUGCUUUUCUGGUCCUCACAAAGAUAGAUGUACAAGUACACCUACACCCACACACACACACACACACACACACACACACAGGUGCAGAAUGUUUCAGACGUUGGCCUUUACACGUGUGACACAGGUUUUGCACCUACACACCUGGCAAAGUCAUUUAUGGCUAAUUUUUGAUACUAAAAAUACACAUUUAUGUUAAAAAAUUAACUACAACAAAAUACUACAGUAAACAAACGUGUUCUGAUUUGUUUGUGUUUGACAAAUGGCUCAGAUGAUUAUUAUGGUCAUUUAAUGGCUGGUCUUUUUAUGUUAGGAUCAGAGUUCAAAGGUCAGCUGUGGAAUAAUAUCUGUAACACUGCCAUAAAAUAAGAAUAGAACUUACUACAUGUCAUAGGCACAUCAGUUAUCGUUAGGUCAACAUCAUUAUUAGGCUAAAACAAAGUCAUGUGAAUAAUUAAUCAGGUUAUGGGUGUAUUUGUAUGGCUCUGCAUAUCGUAUAUAUAAAAAAUUCAGUGUGUAAUUUAAUUCCACAGGUACACUCAACACUGCAGCAGGCAAUGACAACAACUAUAAGCAUGUGAAAGAAGGCAGCUCAAGCUGCUGGGGUAGUGACUGAGGGUGGAGGACUAUAAGCUGGUGCGGAUGUAGUCAGAGUGGAGUGUGUCCUGCUCAGGGCCAGGGACCAGCAGCCCUCUCUGGGAUGCUGUCUGAGUGCUUCUCAGCCUGGCUCUUAUGUAUCUGCACAGUAGUUUAGCUAAACAACUCCAACACUUUCCCUGAAGCUGGUUGUGUCUGCUCUGGGCACCAAUGUGAAAAUUACUACCACUAAAAAAAAGGAAAGGACUCAGUCAGCUCCUCCUCUGAUAUGAUCAAUCUGUGACCAGGUGCUGCCUCAACCUGCGUCAUCCACCUCUACAUCGGUUUCCUACAUUUCCCAGAAUGCCUCGCAGCAACCUCCAUGAGCACGUCCGGCUUUUUCACUGUAGAUAUUUCAACUUUUCACACACACUGGUGUAACUGAUGAUAUUGCGUGGCUGCAUUCUAUUUCUAGGUUACAUGAAUGGGUGGUGAUCCAGACACACCUGAAUGGAAUGGAGCCAUUGUUAAUGUUAUUACACCUGUGCUCUGCUAUGACAAGUCAAAUGUCUGCUGUGAAAAAGGUUUGUUUGUUUGUUUUGUUUGUUUGUUUCUGAUCUGACUGCUGAUGUGUCAGAUGUGAGACUCUGUUGUAUUUCUGCUGUGCACCAUCUAACGGCCUGCUGUUAUAAGAUCGAGCUGCCCUGCUAUUCUUAACAUGAGCGCAGCCUGAAGUUGGUGGAUGAUUAAAGGGGAAAAACUCUGUCCUCCUCCUCAGCUCUGUGGAGCUUUUAAGCCUGUUUCAGCUCAUUGUUUUGGUUUGCUGCAGCUGUUUUCAGUCAAAAUGCUCUAAUCGACCAACUGUACAUUACCUGCACCAGCUGGGGAGCGUAGUGGAGCUUUCAGAUAUUUAAGAAGAUGAGAUAAUUGACACUGAUGCUGGCUUUAGAAGACAGUGGGAUCAACUUAUGCUGUUAACAAGCUCUGUAGUUUCCUCGAAGGCGUUCUGGGAAAUGUAAGGAAUAACAUCCUGUAUUUCAGUAUGUAGCACAGGAGGAGAACCUAAGCAGGGACGACUUCUACUCACCAAAACAACUGUUUACACUGAGAAAACAAACACGGAGGCAGCUGCAUUGUUUCACCCCCUGUUCCACAUUUGUCCAGACAGAACUGCUUCAAGUUCAGUUCGUCUGUAGGACACUUGCUGAAACACUGUGAGCCAUCAGCACAUCACAAACAGGUAAACGACAAUAACAUCAGAAGAAUCACCAUGAUGGGUUUUUUUUUCCUUAUGUUCCUGGACAUGUGUGUGUCAUAAUAAUGCGACUGGAGGUGGAGACAACAGACUUGACCCUGUCCCUG